AUGGAUGGGCUCACACAGCCGUUCACCGACCAGCCAAUGGAGGUCAUGACCGAUGAGCAGCUCAAGGAAAUACAUGAAAAGAAGAUCAUCGACGCAAUCAACGGCUCCAUUUUUGGACUUGCCAAAGUGGUCAAGGAAACUCAGCACAUCGAAGUCCCAGUGGCCACUCUGGAUCAGGGGUUGCCUCUGAAGCCGUCAAGCGUCCUUGCAACCCUUAUGAUGUUCUACAACACAGCAUAUCUCCUUCCCUUGUCCAAAGUUAUCGAUGACAUCCCCCCGCAAUUUAAAGCGCUUUUCAGCGAGCAUUACGCCGAAAAGUAUCAAUAUAUCCUCAAUAUCUAUGCUCAAUACGGUAUUUUGAAAGAGUUCCUAGCCGAUUGCAAGUAUCCGGGCUUUUCCUUUACUGACAUCUUUAUGCCUGCAUUCAAGCGCUACAAAGCCCAGCUGCACAAUAUCUCUGAAUUUUUAUGGUUCCGUGAGGCGGUAAUUGAAAUCCUUCACUCAGCCCUAACAGAAUACAAAACUGCGUACACUCAAAAUAAGCCUGUUUUGGAAUCUGCAUCAGCCCUUAAGCUAGGAAUUAGUCGCAUAACAGAUGAAACUGUAAAGCUCCGGGAGACGGCCUCUCAGCUGCCAUCGCGGAUCGAUCCCCUUAUUCAACGAUACAACAGAGCACUCGAGAGCCAACAACGUCUUGAUAAGGAAAAUAGCGAGUUCACCAACCGGAUACUUGUGCUGACUAACGAACUAGUUGAGCUGGAAGGUCAAGUCAAGAAGAAAACCGAAGAAUAUGAAUCUGAAAAAAGCACUCUAAUCACUAAAAAACAAAACGAUGCCGUUCUUCAGGACAUACAAGCUGCUGAGGCCUUAGGAAAUGACCUGAGAACUCAGUGCGAUGCUCUCUUAUCAUCGAUCAAUAUUUUUGAGCAGCACAACAAUGAUCUUCUGGGGAUAACCGACAAGAUAACCGAACUGAUUGACACAGCUGAUCAAUAUAGUAGCUCCAGUGACAAUCUGCAGGCACAGUUGGAGAGCCUACAGGUAAUGAAGGAUACCGUUAAUACCCUGGACGCGCAGAUUAAUGCAUCCAAACAAGAAAUAGAGAAUAUGAACAAUGCAAUGCAGUAUGGAUCUGCCGUAGAGCAAGAACAGGACAACCCUAGUCUUCGCGCAGAUGAAGAGGAGCUUCGGCGACUCACCGAAGAUUGCGAAGGCCUGGAAGCCACAUAUGCUAAGAAGCUCAGUCAGGUUAGAGCCCUACAGCAAGAAAUCAAUGACGAGAAUGCAAAAAUAACCAGGGUGAGAGUGGAUACCGCUGAAAAGAUCGACCAGCUGUCUGACAAGGCCAAUGAAAUGAUGUCAAUGUUUGUAGCGCAACUCACAGGAAUGAUAAGCAAGCUCAGCUCCAUGUAA
Messenger RNA from Giardia duodenalis, 1413 nucleotides. Its product is annotated as putative Golgi/cell cycle associated protein. The coding region runs from base 1 to 1413 and encodes 470 amino acids. Gene Ontology annotation, cellular component: kinetochore; Ndc80 complex. NCBI's taxonomy places the organism in Eukaryota, Fornicata, Diplomonadida, Hexamitidae. The record is from RefSeq and is a predicted model, not a curated record. The transcript has a single exon.